AUGAAAAAUAUUCUUCGACAAUAUGAUAUUAUAUUUUCAGCGAUUAAUAUAUUAACUUCUUCAUUAACUUAUGAAACACGUUUAUCUAUUAGAAUUAAACAUGCAUCUGAAUUACAAGCAUACAAAAAAUGUAAUACAGGAGCAACUGAAUUAACUGUGGAUAAAUCAUUAAACGUUGUCAAAGGUAUAAAAUAUCGAUCGAAGCAAAAUAUUGGUUCACCAUCGUUUGAUAUGUAUGGUGAUUUUAUUAUUGAUUGUACUGGUCGCUAUACAUCAUCACCUAACUGGCUAAAGGAGAAUUUCAAUUUAAUUGUACCGACUAUACAAAUACAUUUCGGUUGUAGUUAUGUUACAUUUAUUGGUGAAAGAUUUCGAAUUGGUGAUUCAUCGUUCGAUUCAGCACUUGUUAUUAGUAAUCCAGUUGAUUCUCCUGAGAAAAAUGUAGGAUUUAUUGUAAUUCCAAUACGUACCAUAAAAACAAAUAAUGAAAAUUCAUUAGGAACAUCGUCAACAAUCGCCAUUAAUUGUGUAAAUUCUGAAUAUCCACCGAAUGAUUCAUACGAAAACCUAUUAGAAUGGACAAAAGAAAAUCUAGAUCCAAAAUAUUAUACAAUUUUAAAAGCAGCAAAAGUAUGCAGUCCAUUAAUUCCAUCUCGUCACGCGAUCGAUGAUCGAAAAUAUGUCGAAUCGUUGGGAAAGAAAUGGCCCCAAAAUUAUAUAUUAUUAGGUGAUUCAAUGUGUUCAUUCAACCCUCAAUAUGCGCAAGUCAUUUCUGAAGAAUGUUGGUUCUCUUCGACGACUAAUGAUUGGAAAACGCCAACAUUGAAAGUGAUCGAAACUGACAAAUAUGGUCAAGUUAAAACUUAUCAACGUGAUGGUAAUUCAACUUCAACUAACAAUCCUGAACCACGAAUACCUAUCAUGAUUCGAUUUAUGCAAUGGUAUGGUUAUUGGUUUCUUCAAUGCGCAUCGAAAUCAGCUGACGUGUCUACGGCUUUUGUACGCGUUGUCAAUCAAAGUAGAAGUCCAUCAUUAUUAAUGAAACCCACAACGUUCUUCGCCGUUUGUUGUAUUGCAUUAAUGAAUUAUUUGAAUUUAUCUUGA
Molecule: messenger RNA, 1104 nt
Organism: Rotaria sp. Silwood1
Lineage: Eukaryota; Metazoa; Rotifera; Eurotatoria; Philodinida; Philodinidae
Source: the annotation of a GenBank genome assembly